Exophiala xenobiotica is the source of this 1944-nucleotide messenger RNA. RefSeq lists its product as uncharacterized. Gene Ontology annotation, cellular component: ribonuclease H2 complex; nucleoplasm. The coding region runs from base 47 to 1336 and encodes 429 amino acids. The transcript has a single exon. Gene Ontology annotation, biological process: ribonucleotide metabolic process; RNA catabolic process. NCBI's taxonomy places the organism in Eukaryota, Fungi, Ascomycota, Eurotiomycetes, Chaetothyriales, Herpotrichiellaceae. The record is from RefSeq and is a predicted model, not a curated record.
GUUGCAGAGACGCGGCAGUGUUACGGCAUCGUAACCCUCAACCACAAUGGCUAUCACUCGCUCUGUAACAAGUAGCCCGGUCAAGAAAUCCGCGACGAAAGAGUCGAACGACGAGAGCAGGCACUCAAGGGAGCCUUUGAAGCAUUUUAUCCUUCCUAAAGAUACUUCUGAUCGCGCGCGAUUUGUGUUACUACGGCACCCACGGGACUCGAGUGUACAACGAUUUCUCUUCUGCUCUGAAAAUGGCCUUUUCCACUUUACGAAGAUCAACACACCUUCACCGGACCCGCGAAGUCUGCUCUUCGAAGGUCCGGCAUCAAGAGACACGAAUGGUGGAGAAACUGGGUCGAAAGACCGACAGCUGACGUUCGAGGAUGGGUACAUUAGCAAGAGUGCGGAGAUGUUCGUGGCGACGCCUUUUGAUAUGGCUUUCCUACUCAUCCCCUUUGUCAUACCAGCAAAAGCGCAAACCGCCAAGAUGCUCUUUCAGCCACUUGACGACAUUCUUGAACAACACAUCGAGAACGAUAGGCACCUACGAUACAUCCUGGAGAACGGCCGAAACGUUGUCGAAGAAGCCAUGUCCAGAUUUUGUGACACGAUUGAGGCCGGCGACGAGCAGAUGUACAGGCCCAAUGAAGAGAAGACUUUAAAAAUGAUCAUGGAAAAGGUCAACGCCGUCAUCGAAAAAGGACUGCCUGCGAGCUUGGAAGAGAAAUUUGUGACAAGGGCUCUUGAGGCUCCGGUAUUGAGUGUGAAGAGAGAAGAGACGAUUAUCUCGACUAAGUCAGAAUCUGCAUCAUUUGAUGACACUGACUCCAUCUCCGAGAACCUCGAUUCGCAGUCAACUACGGCGAGCUCUGCGCCGUCAGCAGUCUUUUCGGAAGUAUCCGUCGCCAGCUCGUUGAGCACUAUGGCCCCGGAUACGGUAUCGCAGACGUUGCUCGACCUUCGUAAGCAAAGCAUUAUCCUUGACUUCAUUCUGGCCUCCAAUGUACCAGAAGCUAUUGCACAACGACUGCAAGCUCGAUUUGCUGGUAAGGAUUCGCCCAUCGACUUCUCGCCGCUUGAAGAGCACAUGAGAUCGCUUGCUGUUCUCAGAGCCGAAGCAAUGGCAUCAAGAUCGAUUGGCGAUUUUAGCCGAAAGCGAGGCCUGGAGGACGACGAAGCAGCAGAGCUGAGGGCCGAGAAGAAACAGAAGCAAGAAGAAGAGCAGCGGAAGACGAAGGUGGGCGAGUCCAGGGGCGUAAGAGACUUGAAGAAGGUCAAUGUCUCUGGUAUGAAGAAAAUGUCCGAUUUCUUCACCAAGAAACCUGUUGCGAAAGCAAAGGGUUGAAGGGGAUAUUAGCGGGUGGACACGGCUGUUAACAAGUGUCAAUCCAGAUCGAAUCCCCGCUCAAUCGAUUUCCAACAGGAGGAAGACACGAGAAUGAAUGAAUGAGAUAUGAUGCGCAUGACAUGCCAACAACGUUCCAGCACGUGGUGGAUAUCUAAGUGCGAUUGAUAACGCUUGUCAAGAUGGUAGCCAUGUCUGGCUCGGUCUCUGUCCUUCGAAGGAUGUCCUUCAGGUGCUCAAUGGACUGGGGAAUACGAGUUCAGUUCUGGUACUCUACAGAUUGGUGGCAGAAGAGGUCACCGCAAAGCACAGGUCUUCAGCGCUAGCGGAUCGAACUUGAUGCGAGGACAAACAUGAAGAGGCAACGCAGCGCGCAUCGAGACAGCGAUUACGCGGACGUUUCUCAUACGGCUGUCGGGUUCGGACUCAGCUUGAAGAGGGUGUCCGCUUCCAAGGAUAACAGGCAGCCUGUGGAGUCCAGGGUAUACUUGCUCCAGGCGGCCGGAGCAGGGCGGCAUCGGCAAAGCACGCCCAACACAGUAGCUGGGAUGCCUCAACCACAGGGUAGGUCAGGUAAUUGUGAUAACAUUACAAACACUGAAUGGAUC